Molecule: messenger RNA, 816 nt
Organism: Chionomys nivalis (European snow vole)
Lineage: Eukaryota; Metazoa; Chordata; Mammalia; Rodentia; Cricetidae
Product: sperm-associated antigen 7-like
Exons: 1
Coding region: 1-669 (222 amino acids)
Molecular function (GO): nucleic acid binding
Source: RefSeq, a predicted model, not a curated record
AUGGCGGACCUACUGGGCUCCAUCCUGAGCUCCAUGGUGAAGCCACCCAGCAUCGGUGACCAGGAGAGUCGGCACAAGGCCCGCCUAAAGAAACUACAAGAGCAAGACAAACAACAAAAAGUGGAAUCUCGUAAAAGGAUGGAGAAAGAGGUGUCUGAUUUUAUCCAGGACAGUGGACAGAUCAAGAAGAAGUUUCAGCCUAUGAAUAAGAUAGAGAGGAGCAUACUACAUGAUGUAGUAGAAGUUGUAGGCCUCACAUCCUUCUCCUUUGGAGAAGACGAUGACUGUCGCUAUGUCAUGAUCUUCAAAAAGGAGUUUGCACCCUCAGAUGAAGAGCUGGACUCCUACCGUCAUGGAGAGGAGUGGAACCCCCAGAAGGCCGAGGAGAAACGGAAGCUAAAGGAGCUGGCUCAGAAACAGGAGGAGGAGGCAGCCCAGCAGGGACCUGUGGUGGUGAGCCCUGCUAGCCACUACAAGGACAAGUAUAGCCACCUUAUUGGCAAAGGAGCAGCCAAAGAUGCAGCCCACAUGCUACAGGCCAACAAGACCUAUGUCUGUGUGGCUGUGUUCAACAAGCGGGACACACGCUCCAUGGAAGAGGCCAUGGAUGAGAUCCGAGCCAAGAAACGUCUGCGGCAGAGUGGGGAAGAGUUGCCACCCAUCUCCUAGGCAUCACACCCAACUCCCUUUGACCUCUAACAAGGCAGGGACAUGGAGGAACAAGGCUGCUGCUAUCAGGACCCAUCCUGGAGCCCCACUUCAAACUAUAAGGUUCUACCAGCUGUCACUCAGGCUGGAGGAGAAGCAGGUGUUUAU